AUGGAUGAGAAUGGCGCUUCACAGAUCAUUGGAGCUCUUGAAGCGAUAUACUCUACGAAAUCUGAUAAUGCAAGACGUUUGGAGGCCCAAAAGUUUCUGGAUGAGGUGAAAAUGCGGGAAGAAUCACCUUUGUGGGGAUAUGAAAUCGCGUUGAAUAAUCCGGGGAAUUCUAUCCUGAAGCACUUUGGAUUAGGUCUGCUAGCAUAUGCAGUGCAGAGGAAGUGGGCUGACUACUCGCAAGACAAAAAGAUUGCUGUACGGAAAUGGAUAGUAGAGCUGAAUUGUUGCGUGCAAGACUCGGAUCCUCGCUACAUCAAGGAAAAACUCGCGUUUCUUUGGGUAGAGGUUGCCAAGCGCGUAUGGGGAGAAGCUUUGAGAGAAGAAAACCCAUCCGAUGAGCAGUUGCAAGAGUCCUGGGUCGAUAUGGACAACAACCUCUCAGAGUUAUGGCACCUAAACGAAUCGGCUCGAGAGUUGACUCUCGUCAUUUUCCGUAUUUUAUUUGAAGAUGUCUUCCUACUUGAAGACUUGACUGUAUUGAAACGUAUUUCAGUUAUCCAGCCGCUGUGUGUUAUGAUCAUAAGCCCGACGGACGUUUUUGCUGCAAGGUACAGAUUCACCGAGAAAUGGAACCUUUUUAAGAGUAGUGGAAACGGGUGGUUUGAAAUUUGGGCCACUGAGCUCAGACAAUCCCUCGGUACUGAAAAUACAGUUUACGUCACAAGGCUCUUAGAGACUAUUAAGACAUGCUUGAAUUGGCCAUUGAGCGAAAUUAUGAUACGGAACGACGCCUGUGGUUUAUUGUUAGAAUGUCUUCUGAGUAAUAUUCCCAAAGCACAGUCUAUGGCUUUGGAUUCUUUGCAUAUUUUGUUGACUCGUCCUUAUAAUGACGAUGCCCACUACCAGGCGGUAAUCAACAAAGUCUUUAGCAGUAUGGACCUGCUUAAUAAAGUCUACGAUGGAUUGCAAUUUGAUCCCAAUGACAUUGACGAGCUAAAAUACCCGAUUGUUAAAAAAUUCGUGGACAUGGUAAGUUGCCUCUACACAUGUGUCUUCAAAAUUGAUGAAGACGAAGAAAUUGUUGAAAAGUAUUUGAGGCUCGUUUUGAGGACUACUUUCAACCCAAGCUUAAUUGUUAGUGGACUGACUCUAGAUUUGUGGUGUUCAUGUUUGCGGAACGAUGAAUUCUUGCCUGCAUUAGAGAAAACCAUAAUACCCGAGCUUCUUCAAUUUUCAGCAGACGCUCUCAUAUACUAUGAGCAAAUAGAUGGACAUGUUUCGAAACAGUUUGCAGACGUAGACUUCCAGUCUACGUCUGAAUUUCAAUCUUUCUGCUCCACUUAUAGAAAAAGGAUUCGAGAUAUUAUUCGGCUGAUCUCUUGCGUCAAGCUAGACUUUGCAUACGACUGGCUGAAUGCGAGACUCAAUACAUUUUUCAGUUCACCCUUUGGCCAGGAGGUUUUGAGCUCACAGUUUCUAGACCACAAGAGCGAACCAUACCUAAGUGCUCUAUCACAACUGAUGAUCGUCGAAUGCUUCAUCAAUGGCUGUAUACGAUGGAAGAUCUGGUAUCCUGACAGUCCGGCAUACAAUGACAAGCUGAACGAUAUUUUGGUGAAGAUAGAGACGCUUUCCGACCAGCUAAUUGCACUCACUCUGAGCGAACCUCUCUUACUCAAGAAACAGAUCCAAAAUUUUGCUCUUUUUUUGACUAUGCUAAAAGACAAUGUUCUUCUCAAAUUGCUAGAAAAGAUCAUCACAAGUGCAACUUUGGAUUAUCCCAAUCUUGACUUGGACGAAAAAACUGAACAAUCCGAUGCAGUGCGAGAUCUCAGAUAUGCUUGCGGAAUUGAGCUCAAUAGGAUGGCCAUCUUGAUGCCGGAUUCGCUUAGCAAGAUUUUUACGGAGUUGCAAAAUGUGGUGGCGGGUAUAAUGCCGAGGCUUUCUUAUCAUGAGAAGAUUUCUUUCAAGUCUUUCUUGUUGACUAUUGUAUUAAAAUCAUCUUUAGGGGAAAAAGAGGAGAGAUUUGCCCUCAUUGUCGAUCCUGAGCUGACAGCUUGGUCCGAAAAAGAGACCGUUGUGGGAUUGACCGACCUUCCGUGGUUCAUGGAAAGGCUUGGAAUUGUCCAAAUAUCGGAAUACUUUCAAAAAAGGGCGAUUAAUAGUAACGAUGAUCUCCUGUCCAUUCCUGUUGACGAGGAAGGCAAACAAUUGAAGACACAUCUUUCCAAACGCUGGCAAUCGCUGUUUCCAGUAAGAGCAACGAGGAUGUUUGUCCAUUAUUCGAUGCAAAGCAUCAAGAAUGACGCGGAGCUUGAAAUGCUGCAAAACCUUUGGAGGCCACGAGUUGUCCCCAUUCUACCUUACAUUAUGCGUCUCCUCUACCAACUACAAUCUUACCACGACCCCGACAACUGGAAAGAGCUCCCUGUGGUCGUUCAGUCCUUUGUCAAAUGCUCUACAAUUGAGCGCUUUUGGGAAGCUGGUGCUUCCAAUAAAUCCAAAGAUGAAUUCAUUGACGAGCACAUGAAGGCCAUGCAAACUUUACGUGAUUUCGCCGAUUCAGUCGGCCAUAUUGUCCGCUACACCAGAGAAUACGUGCUAUUGGUUAUUAGUGCCAUGUCAAGUCUAGGUAGCAUAUUCUAUGACAUUGACGAACUUCCCCAAAUGUUGAUGGAUUCCAUCGCUAUAUACAAUCCAUCGGUAGGAGAAAUCAGCCCCGGAGUAAGCACUCAUGGUUGGAAGCAUAUCAUAAAUGUUGCGAUACGCCCGUUGCUAAAAAACUGUCCCCCUCAGUCAUUGCAAAAGUUUAUGACUGCCUUCCUGCCCAAAUUAUUCAACACUCUGGAUGUUCUUUUGUGUCAAAAAUGGUCUGUGUACAUGAAAGACAUUGAUGUUAACCCCUCGCCUACAGACGACGAUGAAAUGACGGAAGAAAUUCUUGAGGAAAACCUUUUAAGGCAACUGACUACAGUGGUGGUUCGGCUUUUGAUCGACUGUGUUGGCCAAGUUGGCACUAACUCCCAGGCCUCGAAGAUGAAACUGAACUCUCAUCAAAUCGAACUAAGAAAGAUCAUUUUCGGCAAUACAGAAGUCAUGAAUUCAUUUUUGAGACUUCUGAACCACUUGAUGUCGUUCCGUGAUAGUAAAUGUUCCUUCAAUGCUAUUCUAGUAAUGAAGAGCUGCCUAGUUGAUACCUUGAUUAAAAACGAAUCUACAGAUCAAUUUUUCACUACAGAAAUUAUGCCCAAUCUUCUGCUGAAUGUGCUCACUCAAAAUGCCUUCAAGGAUUCACUCUAUGAAGGACUUUACGUUUUUACCGUGAUCUUUUUGACUCUUUGUAAAGAAUACAAGAGUUCUAGAGACUAUCUCUGUCAGCUUUCCAAUGGUUUUGAUGUGGAGACUCUAUAUGAGAGCGUCAGAAGCGUUGAAAGCUACAAAAACCAGCGGGCGUUAAUGGUAGAGUUCGUCGAUUGGAUCAAGACUGUGAACGGUCAAGGUCACGAUGAGCGUGACGAAGAUGACAAAAAGAGGCAGGAGAAAAGACAGAUUAUUUUGGAACGUGCAAACGAGAGACUUAUCAAGCCCAACAAGGAGCAAAAAGAUUUACUAGAUGAUCCAAAUACCGAAGAUGCUGCCUUUGGAUCUCUUUUCCAGUCAUGA
Lachancea dasiensis is the source of this 3663-nucleotide messenger RNA. The record is from the annotation of a GenBank genome assembly. Lineage: Eukaryota; Fungi; Ascomycota; Saccharomycetes; Saccharomycetales; Saccharomycetaceae.